CCUCUCCCUCUUCCCCUGCCCAGCCUGGCAUUGGCACAGUCCACACACGGCUCUCCUGGCAGCCAACACGGGCCUCCAGACCUCAGGGAAAACCAUGGAGACAUCAGGACCCUCCUCCCAGACUCCAGAUCACAGUCGAGUCCAUGGAGAAACAGAAGAUCUAGACUAUGAAGAGACGGAUUUCCACAAGUCAGACAGGGAGGCUGGACUCCUUUCUCAUGAACAACCCAAGAGAGACGAGUCUUCUACCUCCUUCUCCUCUUCCUCCCUGUCAUCCUGCUCUUCCUCAGGUGCUGAGCAUGAGGAGCCUGACCUUUUGAAGGAUGAGCUUCAGCUCUAUGGAGGUGCCCCUGGAGAGGUGGUGCCCUCUGGAGAAUCAGGACUCCGAAGAAGAGGCUCUGACCCAGCAAGUGGAGAAGUGGAGGCCUCUGAGUUAAGAAGACUGAAUAUAAAGAAAGAUGAUGAGUUUUUCCAUUUUGUCCUGCUCUGCUUUGCCAUUGGGACCUUGCUGGUGUGUUAUCACUAUUAUGCAGACUGGUUCAUGUCCCUUGGGGUCGGCCUGCUCACCUUCGCCUCCCUGGAGACCGUUGGCAUCUACUUUGGGCUGGUGUACCGGAUCCACAGCAUCCUGCAUGGCUUCAUCCCCCUCUUUCAGAAGCUUAGGCUGAUGGGAUUCAGGAAGACCGACUGAGGCCAGUGCUGGGCCGGCAGCUGCACUGGGCCCCAGUAUGACCACCACUGCAUCUCCUGAAUGUGCAAGGGCAGAGCCCCAUUCUGGGAGACACGCGGGCGGGCCAGUCUAGAGCAAUAAAGAGAGCACUUUUCCUUCCGUGUCGUCUGAACGUUGGCACCAGCCUGGACCCAGGUAUCAUUUGGGCAGUAUUGGCAUGCAAUCCAGCUGCCAGGAUGGAAAGCAGAGGCAAGGUGCCAGGCCUAUGCCCUUUGCGGUUCCUGGAUCAACAGGAGGAUUCUAGGAUGUCACUGCUCUCAGGAGACAGUAGGAGACCCCUGGGCUCUGCAAGCUGUCAUUCGUGUGGGCUCCUGAUUCCUCUCAAAUCCCCAAGCCAUCCAGGUGGGGUGAGAGAGGAAAGAGAGCCCACUGCCCCGAGGCAGGGAGCCAUCAUGCCGGGCCCCUAGGGUGAACCUGAUACAGGCGAGCUGCUGGGGACUAAAGCCACAGCAUCAAGGCAUCUUCUCUAGCCCUAUUGCCUAGUGCCAGCCCCGCUGCCUUGGAUUCCAUUAAGAUUCAAAUAAACGUUUUCUUCCCUGGACUAAAGAGAGUCAGCUAAAUGUUCCUUCAAGUUUCUUGAGCAUGAGAACACAUUUGGAGUCUCCUUUGACCCAUCUAGUCAGGGAGGACACCUUGUCUAUUGGAUAAAGUAUAAAAGGGAAUAAAUGUACAGCCCCUCACUUAAGGUCCAAGACUCAAAUUGCACAAGUUCAGGAAGAGGGUUUUGCAAACUUUCCUAUGAAAAGAUGUGGGCCUGCUAGGUGCUCUAAGCCCAACAAAUACCAAAUGAGUGAAAUAGAAGCACACAUACACAAAAAUCCCUUGCAAACUUGGGUUGCAUAAAUGGAGGUACAGAGUCUAGAUUGAAGGAGGUGAUAGUACACCCUACUUUACACAGCUAUUCCACACCAACGCACAUAUUCAGUUCUAGAUUAACAUCUUAAGAGCAAUAGUGACAAACCAGAAAACAAACAGAAGAGACCAGAGUGGGAACAGAAAGAAUGACUGAAGAAACGAGAACUCUUCAAUUUACAGAAGAGAAAAGUGGGGCCUUCUCUGAGCUCACAAACUCUUGGAGGAUAGUUGCUCAAGUGCUUAUGAUGGUCCAAGUACAGUCACAUAUGUUAUCUGAUUUAAUUCUCACAGCAGCCUUGAGAUGUGUCAGUCAUCCCCAUUUUGCAGAUGGAGAAAGAGACUCAAAGAGCUUUAGUAACUUCUCAAGUUCCCACAGUAAAGCAAGUGGCACAGCCUCCAUUUGAACCCAAGCUUAUGUUCUCCUUUUGCCAAGCUGCCUUACAGAGCUUAGCCAGUCUAGUCCCCCACUCCAGGCAAAGCAGCCCCGAGGCAGCGGCACUUUUUCCCAGACUUUGGGAUUUCUGAGUUAGAGAGUAUU
Messenger RNA from Zalophus californianus (California sea lion), 2123 nucleotides. RefSeq names its product transmembrane protein 40 (gene TMEM40). The transcript has 11 exons. The coding region runs from base 95 to 691 and encodes 198 amino acids. NCBI's taxonomy places the organism in Eukaryota, Metazoa, Chordata, Mammalia, Carnivora, Otariidae. The record is from RefSeq and is a predicted model, not a curated record.